Aspergillus aculeatinus CBS 121060 is the source of this 822-nucleotide messenger RNA. RefSeq names its product SDR family NAD(P)-dependent oxidoreductase. Lineage: Eukaryota; Fungi; Ascomycota; Eurotiomycetes; Eurotiales; Aspergillaceae. The coding region runs from base 1 to 822 and encodes 273 amino acids. Gene Ontology annotation, molecular function: oxidoreductase activity. The transcript has 3 exons. The record is from RefSeq and is a predicted model, not a curated record.
AUGGACAUUACGGGAUACGCCUUGAUAACCGGGGCCGGCAGUGGCAUUGGGCGAGCCUGCGCCUUGGCCUUUGCCCGCGAAGGCGCCGCGGGGGUGGCCUUUACCGACCUAAACUUUGAGGCUGCCCAGCAGGCCGCCGAGGAAAGUAGGGCUCUCGCCACUCACCCCACCUACCAAGCGGUGGUCAUGCCACUCGAUGUGACCAGCGAAACGCAGGUGGAAGCGGUGGUGACCCAGACCCAGCAAUCCUUCGGGACCAUUGACUACUUGGUCAACUCGGCGGGUAUUGGCGUCCAAGUGGCCGCGGAGAUUGCGGAAGCAUCCCUGACGGAAUUCAUUCGCUUCCUUGACGUCAACGUCACGGGCUCCUUUCUUCUCACCAAGUAUGUCUCGCGCACGAUGAAGGAGCAGGAAGCGCGCCUCGUCAGCGCUCGCAAUGCUCAGCGGGGCUGCACGCGCGGAGUGAUUCUCAACAUGGCAUCCUGUGCCUCCUUCGUGGCGACCCCCGCUUUAACGCAAUACACCACGUCCAAGCAUGCGGUGCUAGGACUGACCCGGAAUGCUGCCCUAGAUAACGCCAAGUACGCGAUUCGCGUGAACUGCCUCUGUCCGUCGUGGGUCGACACCCCGAUGGUUGACCGCGCUGUGAAAGACAAUCCCGACCUCGCGGCGUUGAUUGCCCAGUCUGUGCCCAUGGGACGGAUUGCACAGGUGGACGAGAUCACCGACCUGAUUCUGUUCCUAUGCAGCCCGCGCGCCAGUUAUGUCACGGGGAGCAGUUGGAUUGUGGACGGAGGAACUACCCUCUGUAGCCAUGUUUGA